Trichophyton benhamiae CBS 112371 is the source of this 651-nucleotide messenger RNA. RefSeq lists its product as uncharacterized. The annotation marks the transcript as partial. The record is from RefSeq and is a predicted model, not a curated record. NCBI's taxonomy places the organism in Eukaryota, Fungi, Ascomycota, Eurotiomycetes, Onygenales, Arthrodermataceae. The transcript has a single exon.
AAUCCCCCUCCACCGGGGGGUACUUCGUCGACAGUAUAUAUUCUCACGGCAUCCCAUCUACAUAUACCCCCUUUAUACUUGUUCCUAUUCACUUCUUUUGAUAAGACAGAAGCGGGAGAACUCCAUAACAAAAUAAUUCAAUACAUAUACGAAACACUUCGCUCAAUACCUUCAAAUAUGGAUCUCGAGUUCGACGAAAAUGGAUUUUAUAUCCUGCUUUCAGAUCGUGGGGAUAGUUGGCGAUUCCACUGGGGUCUCUACCUUGCCAAAACAAAAACAUCUGGCAUCGUAUACCAUCUCGUCAAUGACACGCCCUCGACUGACUGGCGAUUAGAAGUCAAAGAGAGCGGCAAUGUGCUUCAGUCCAAUAAACUCCUUGGUGCCCUGAAGAUCGGAAUCAUUGAGCCGAUGUUGCAUGAGAUGCUAGGGCAAUGCCUCAUGGAGAUCCCUAUCGAGUAUUCCACCCGCUUCAAGGAGAACAUCACCUGUCGAGUUUGGCUUAAGGAGGCCGUCCAUGAGCUCAACGAAAGGGGCCUACUGAAUAUCCAUGAAUCUGUCGAUUCGAUAGAGUUUGAAGCGAAUAGCAUAGCUUUGUCUAGCAAGGCCACAAAGAAAAAGUCCGUCCAAUUAUCCAUGGGAACUUGUCCGUGA